GGAUGGAGGAACUGUAGCGCUUAAAUAGUCGCUACCAUCCUCAACCAAGCGAUUUCACAAAUCAUAGCAUUUUUUAUAUGUGCUCUAUAUCUUCUACAAAAUCGCUAUUAUUUUGAUUAACCAUGUCGAACCCUUACGAAAGAAGAGCCGAAGACCUCUACGAGGCUCAGAACGAUCCCGCUCCCGUUUCUGGAACGGUCUCAGAUAAUUCCUACGCCCAUGAAAAUCGGUCCGACCUAAGGAAUCAGAUCCCUGUUCAAAGGGACGAGGAUGAAGUUGAAGAUCCUAUCCAGCCUCCAUUCUCCAACAGUGAUCAGCAACUAGCGCAAGAUGAAAAAGAGGCUAUCGAUACAAGUAAUAUCUUACGUGGCGGCCGCCUCCGUCACGCAAAGCCCCGUACUCAGGAUGGAUAUAGUGAAGGACGUGAUGAGGAUGAUCUACCCGCAGAUGUUCGUUACGGACAGUCUGGAAGGUCCGCCACGGGUGAAAUUAUCUAAAAUUUUCAUCCUCCAGAGAAACCAUUAAUUAUAUAUUCACCUUGAGUGAGAUUGUAGGCAAGGUACUAUGCCAUAAUAUAGUUGACAAAUAAAUGUUCUUAUUCCGUGGUUAUUGA
This is a messenger RNA of Aspergillus pseudotamarii, 613 nucleotides long. RefSeq lists its product as uncharacterized. The transcript is spliced from 2 exons. The record is from RefSeq and is a predicted model, not a curated record. Lineage: Eukaryota; Fungi; Ascomycota; Eurotiomycetes; Eurotiales; Aspergillaceae. Bases 123 to 497 code for a protein of 124 amino acids.